GGAUGCUUCGAGUAUUAGUAGCCUUGCCGAGCGGAAGAGCAGAAAACCUGGAAGUUCCGGAAUCCUCCAAAGUAGGGGAUUUGAAUUUUCUUGCUCGAAGAGCGUUCAAGAAAGGCUUCAUACGGCUUGUCACUGCAGAUGGGCAGAUCCUCUCUGAUCCUCUUCAAACUUUGACAUCUUUGACAUCUUCGACUCUGCUCCACCGCCUCAUAGCGGUCGUGCGACAAGUGAAGAUCGCAGCGACUCGAAAGGCCUUUGUGCUGUGGUGUGAUGGAGCUGACCGCAUCGUCACAUGGGGUGACCCAGAGUGGGGUGGUGAUAGUUCCGCCAUUGAACAUCAGCUAAAGAGUGUGCAAGAAGUUCAAGCCACAUCUCGCGCAUUUGCUGCAGUUCUGGCAGAUGGAUCCGUGGUUACAUGGGGUGAUCCACGCUUCGGCGGUGACAGCUCCACAGUCAAAGAUCGGCUUCAAGGUGUGCAACAAGUUCGCGCCACAGUUCAUGCAUUCGCUGCCCUCUUGGCGGAUGGUUCUGUUGUGACCUGGGGAGAUGCGCAUUUCGGAGGUGAUAGCUCUGCAGUCCAAGAUCGGCUCAAGAACGUGCAACAAGUACAGGCCACGCACUAUGCAUUUGCUGCAAUCCUGGCCGACGGAUCUUGUGUAACAUGGGGCCCUGAUUUGGGCGCGACCUUUGAAAUCCAAGAGCUCAGGGGUGUCCAACAGGUCCAGGGCACGUUUCGCGCGUUUGCUGCCAUCCUGGAAGAUGGUUCCGUCGUUGCAUGGGGCCAUGGAAAUGGUGGUGGUGACAGCUCAGGAGUUCAGGAGCAGCUGAGGAGUGUGAAGCAGGUGCAGGCCUCUGGUUUCGCGUUUGCUGCUGUGUUGGAUAGUGGAUCAGUCGUGACUUGGGGCAAUCCGCGCUAUGGGGGCAACAGCUCUGGAGUCCAACAUCGGCUCAGAAGUGUGCACCACAUUGAGGCCACAUCCUGCGCAUUCGCUGCCCUGUUGGCAGAUGGAUCCGUUGCUACAUGGGGCUCUUCAGCUUACGGCGGUGACAGCUCAGAAGUACAAGAUCAGCUCAGAAAUGUGCUGCAGCUGCGGGCCACAGAAAGUGCAUUCGCUGCAGUGUUGGCUGAUGGAUCUGUCGUGACAUGGGGCAAUCCACACUUUGGUGGGGACAGCUCUGCAGUCCAGGAUCAGCUCAGGGGUGUGCAGCAGGUUCAGGCCACUGAGCAAGCGUUUGCUGCCAUCCUGGCAAACGGAUCAGUCGUGGCAUGGGGCUCUCCAGAUGGAGGUGGUGACUGUUUUGCAGUCCGUGAUCUGAUAGCCACCGUUUAGAUUGCACAUAAUUUUAUAUAAUUUUAUAUAAUUUUGGUUAAUUCAGUUUUUUCCGCUGAGUAGGGCCUAGUGUUCUCAAACACUUCUGGCUUUAAGUUUAGUAGGACGAGUUCUCAUAGUCCUGGCAGAAAAGCUGGCAGGCCACAAUUGGCCACAUGAUUUCUCAAUAGCUUCAUGAUCCCUUAGGGUUUCUGAAAUAGGAACUUCUGCAUGCGCAUGUAGGCGCAUUAGAUUAGAAUAUAUUUAGAAUCAUUAGAUCAUUAGAGUCGAGUCAAUGGGUGCACAAGAUUGUGCUUAGUUACUCUUAGUUAGUCUUAGUUACUUAGUUGCCGGAUGUUGCCGGAUGUUGCCGGAUGGAAAAA
Messenger RNA from Cladocopium goreaui, 1693 nucleotides. Lineage: Eukaryota; Dinophyceae; Suessiales; Symbiodiniaceae. The record is from the annotation of a GenBank genome assembly.